Messenger RNA from Trichoderma aggressivum f. europaeum, 1767 nucleotides. RefSeq lists its product as uncharacterized. The coding region runs from base 1 to 1767 and encodes 588 amino acids. The transcript has 3 exons. The record is from RefSeq and is a predicted model, not a curated record. NCBI's taxonomy places the organism in Eukaryota, Fungi, Ascomycota, Sordariomycetes, Hypocreales, Hypocreaceae.
AUGAAAUAUCUCCAUCUUGGAUUUGCAGCUAUAGCUGUGGGCGCUUCUCUCAUAUCUGCCAAGGUUCAAACGUGCCCACCACUUGGUAUCGUGCUUCCACCAGCACAAGCUCCCAGUAGCAAUGAAGCAGUUAUAUCGGCCACCAAGAAGCUAACAUCGAUUCUUGAGUCGAACUUCAGUUCGCAGCUGAAUUCUAGCGGCAUGUCAGUACUCGUCAAAUCGGCCCAUGAAGAUGUACCCCUCUUUAGUUACCACUUCACCCCUCCAGUUCUAUCCGGAAUUGGCACCACAGCCAUCAAUGAGAAUACCAUUUUCAGGGUUGGAAGCUUGUCAAAAUUGUUCCCGGCGCUUGCAGCUCUACAAACGAGCUCCAUUCACAUGGAUGAUCUUGUGCUCAAGUACAUUCCUGAAUUAAAAACCGCAAUGGCAAGUGACUCUAUAGAGUCAAUUCCUUGGGAUGAUAUUACUGUCGACUCCCUGAUGACGCAUCUUUCUGGUCUUGCCACCGAUACGGCCAUGGAUUUGGGUGUAUUUCCAUUGAGUAUAUGGCAAGACAUCGGAUUACCAGAAAUUCCUGAGGGCACGAGGCCGAAUUGCUCUGGACUACCAGGCACUGUGCCAUGCACAAAACAGGAUCUUAUCCAUGAAUUGAAGAGAAGAGAACCCAUAUAUCUUCCUUACACAACCCCUUCGUAUUCCAACGUUGGCUUUGCUAUCCUUGGAAUGGUCAUCGAUGCUGCGAUUGACGACACCUAUAUCAACGCCAUUCAAAAUAACGUAUUCGACGUUGUUGGCAUGAACAGUUCAUCGUUCAACGGAUUCGUGGAUUCUUUUCCCGAGGACGGCUUCGUCCCCGUUGGAGAGACAACGUGGAAUGCAACUUUGGGUGUCUUUGAAAGUGCUGGUGGAAUGUUCAGCACCACUGCCGAUCUAAUCUCCUUUGCUGAUGGUAUCCUCAUGAAUCGGUUUCUUAGCUCACGCCGUACUCGUGAAUGGAUGAAGCCGCGCAGUCAUACUUCUUCCUGGGGAUACUCGGUUGGUGCGCCCUGGGAGAUUCUUCGCAGCGACCAGAUCACGGCCGACGGUCGAAUUGUUGAUUUGUAUACCAAAAGCGGCGAUCUGGGUCUAUACCAUGCUCUGAUUGGGUUGGUCCCAGACUACGACAUCUCCAUUGUUGUCUUCGCAGCUGGUGCCGAAGUCAGCUCGGAUGCGACCGCCGAAAUUUUCAGCGCUGUGAUUGAAGAACUAAUUCCUGCAAUUGAUGAGGCAGGUCGGACCGAAGCAGUUACUUUCCCAGCAGCUCUGGUUGGUACAUACACCGAUAAAACAACAAACUCGAGUCUCAUUCUAAGCAUCAACUCCGACAAUACUCUAGCCAUCAAAAACUUCACCGUUCGAAGUUUUGAUGUACUCCAUCACUCCAGUUUAUAUAGCCUCGAUGCUCUUUCAAUCGGUGGAGGGCCGCUUCCUGAAGAUAUGUACGUGGAUGCUCGAUUGUACCCAACCAACCUCGUGGGCCACAUUCAAGAUGGAACAAAACAAACGUCUUGGCGAGCAGUUUAUGAUACCAGAACUGUAAAAGAGAAGUCUGAAGAAGACGCAAAAUUGGUGUUCAAAGACGGUAGCUGUCAGUCAUGGACUCAAUUGGAUCGGGCCGCCUAUAACUAUCUCAGCAUAGGAGACUUCCUGUUCAGUUAUGGAUCAAACGAUGAGGUAACUCGUAUCAGGAAUGCUGCAUUCAAUGUUACACUCACGAGAGCGGGCUAG